Messenger RNA from Fopius arisanus, 286 nucleotides. RefSeq lists its product as uncharacterized. The record is from RefSeq and is a predicted model, not a curated record. NCBI's taxonomy places the organism in Eukaryota, Metazoa, Arthropoda, Insecta, Hymenoptera, Braconidae.
GUAUUCCCCGGAUUGUGGAUGCGCUGUGAAUGCUGGUGAGAUCAUUUGAGUAUAUAAGGAGACGGUCUGAUAGGAAAUGUCAGUCGUUACCGAUCUAUCGAAACGAAUUGAGCAAUCAUGAAAUUCACCGCUGUCUUGUUGUUCCUCGUUGCGGUCAUCAUGGCUGUUGCUGGUUCUCCAUUCGUGGAUAAGCACAGGAGACCGGGCAAUGGGGGAAUCCCAACAUUCCCUGGACAAGGACCCUUCAAUCCUAAGCUGCCAUCUGGGCCGUGGGGCAAACCUGGAA